Patella vulgata (common limpet) is the source of this 4482-nucleotide messenger RNA. Its product is annotated as plancitoxin-1-like. Gene Ontology annotation, biological process: apoptotic DNA fragmentation. Gene Ontology annotation, molecular function: deoxyribonuclease II activity. The record is from RefSeq and is a predicted model, not a curated record. The transcript has 8 exons. NCBI's taxonomy places the organism in Eukaryota, Metazoa, Mollusca, Gastropoda, Patellidae. Bases 214 to 1311 code for a protein of 365 amino acids.
UCCGGGAGGAGGCUUAUGUCAUAAGAAUGGUUUAUUUUUAGAUUUUUCUGAUACCCUAGAUAAUCUAUCUAUCGAAAGGAAAUCGAAAGUAUAAGGUAGUAUUUACAGCAUUGAUUGCAUUCUGAACAUCAGAGACACGCUACCUGCGGAGAAGUAAAGGCCAGCUACCAUUUAAUUUUCGUACGUUAGUUACUUACGCAUUGAUUGGAGAUUAUGAGACCGAGUUGGGCAGAAAAUAUGCAGCCACUUGUCUUCGCCUUGAGUUUAUUAUUUUUAAAUACUGAUUUGUCAAAUUGUUUACAGUGUUUAGAUUACGAAGGAAAACCAGUUGACUGGUUUGUUGUAUACAAGUUACCAAAAUUAGAUCAAAAUAAAUCGAGCCCUAUUCUUCAUCAUGGGUUAGGUCAUUUUUAUCUGGAUGCCAAUAAUCCAGAAUUUCAACUAUCAAAAUAUUCUUUGAACUCUUCAAAUGAUGCCAUUUAUUACACUCUACAACAGAUUUACACUGCCAAGGAUGACUCAAUAUUAUAUGGUAUGUAUAAUGAUGAACCACCAACCCAAUAUGGAUCCGUCACCAAUGGCCAUACAAAAGGUGUGAUAGCAAGUAAUGAAAAUCAAGGCUAUUGGUUGGUACACAGUGUACCCAAAUACCCUCCACGUAAAAGUGAAUCUUACACCUGGCCAGAAAGUGCGACAAUUUAUGGUCAGAACUUCUUAUGUAUCACAAUUGAUUAUGAGACAGUUGACAAGAUAGGAAAGCAGUAUUUGUAUAAUUAUCCCAAGUUUUAUGAUAAAUAUAUGCCACCACAAUUUGCUGAUGACAAUCCAAAUAUGGUUAAGGCUUUUGGGAAAUUACAUGUUCAGUCUCCACCAUGGAACAACACGGCUGGUUUCAAUUCAAGUGGUGGAACUCAAUUUUACAGUUUUGCAAAGUUUUGUAAUUUUGAAAGAGAUUUAUAUGCUGCCUGGCUUGCUCCAUAUUUUAAGUCUGCCAUGUACGCAGAAACCUGGCAGGAUGGAAGAGGAAAAUUACCUUCAAACUGUUCGGCCACUUAUAAGGUGUUAAAUGUUAGAAAUAUUUCACUACCUGAAGGUAUCAAGUUUACAGAAACAAAAGAUCAUUCUAAAUGGGCCAUUACCAGAGAUGUUGGCAACUGGGUGUGUAUCGGAGAUAUCAAUAGGGAGGAACCACAGGAGAAGCGGGCAGGAGGUACUGUGUGUUUUCAAAAUAAAGAUGUUUGGAAGAACUAUAAUAACAGUAUAUUUGAAGUACAAAACUGUUCUCCUAGAUAUUCUGUUGUAAAUCUCUAAUAAAACCCCCCAGAUAUUUGUUUAUCUCCCUUUAAAAGUGGUUUUUCAUCAAAAAGUAGUGAUAUCAAGAAUGCUUAGAAUAUUACGGCACUAAUCCCGAUAGAUUAUUUUGUUUCUUAAUAAUAGCAUGUUGUUAGGUUUUGAUCAAAAAGUAGUGAUAUCAAGAACACUUAGAAUAUUCCAUAGAUUAUUUUGUUUCUUAAUCUUGAAACUACUAAUACAUUCUAUUGUCAAGACUUAACUUAAGGUGUUGAAACUAAUUAUCAUGACGAUUGCCACUUGCCAUAAAUGUGUAUCUUACUCUUCUGAUUCUAAAAAAAAGUGGUUCCUUUAAGUGUAAUCAUAAUAUAAAUAAGACAUUGUUUACCUAUAUAUUGGGGGGGGGGGGGUUGGAUGGCUGAAUGGUUAGCGUGCGCGCGCUGUAUCAUAAAGUCUGUCAUUGAGUCGACUGGCGUGGUUUCGAAUCCCCGGUUGUACGUGACAAGGAGUAGGGUCGCCUGUCCAACCUCGUGGGUUUUCUCCGGGUCCUCCGGUUUCCUCCCACUGCUAAAGACCCCUAUGCGCAAGCGAAUUAUUGAAAUAAAAUUAAACCAUAUGUUAGUCCCGAAAUGACCUAGUUUGUGUCGAGUGGACAUGAAACCCCAUUUCUCUCUCUCUCUUUGUUUACCUAUUGACUUUAGCUUUAUGUUAACAACGAAAUUGAUUAGCCUAACAUCUACCAUUGAUGAUUUUAUUGUUUUCUUAGAUUUAAGAGGGAAGAUAUUCAAAAUGCUUAUUGGAAUUAAUGUCAGAUUCAACACAUUAAUUUGUUUUUCAAGCAUUCUUUUCUUGUUUUAUAGUACUCAAGCUUAAACAUAUUUUUUUUGUGAUAUAUAUUGCAAUUCUAUUGUAUUGUACAGCACUGUAUGCCCAUACUCACUGUAAAGUUGGUAGUGUUCAUUAGCAUUACUCAUUGAUCAUAGAAAAAAUAACAAUAUAUUAGUCUCAAAAUGACCAAAAUAUUGUCUUGACAAGGUGUUAAACUCCAUUCCACUCCUAUCAAAUAAGAUGCUUUAUUGCUCACCUAGCGGACACACUUUUUAUAGUCCUACAUUUAAUAACAAAGAUACUGUUAUUGGCUAAAAUAGCCCUAUAUUUUUAUACAUUUACAUUUAAUCUUGUCACAUAUUGUAAAUAUCCAUAUAAUUUGUUUUCUCAUUCUUGGACUUUAAGCAAGUGCCAAUUUAAUAUUUUUUUGUUUCUUACUUUUUCUGAUCUGUUCUGUAAUUCAAAUAUAUACAUGGACAUUCUGAACAAAUAAUGUGGCUUAAACCAAAAUUGAUUUACAUUAAAAAUAUAUUUUGUCUUUCUAAUAGUAGUAUUGCUCUAAAGAUAUUGAAAUAUAAUUGUUCAAAGAUAAGACAUGAUUUUGGCACACCCUGUACUCUAGGUUUAUUUUGUUUUUUCAUUUAUUACUUUUAAAUAUUUAAUUCAUUUUUAUUUACUCACAUUUUAAUGAAGUUGUAUAUUGUUAGCGCAGUUAGAGGUUAGAGGCUAUAGUAUGGGUUGUGUAUUUCAUUGAAAUAGAAGAACAAUAUUGAUUUUCCUUUGUUAUUCCCCUUUGUUAUGAAAUAUUGUAGGCACCAUAUAAAAGGCUUCAAUUAUCUGAUUUUCCUGGAAUUUGUACGAUUUAACUUAUUCAGCGGAGGAAUCCUAUUGAUUUUCAGUGAUAUUGAUCACAACUUUUAAAAUGAUGUCAUUUUGUAAAAAUCUUUGAAUUGGUACGGGUAUCUCAUCCUAUUGUUGUUCAAUAUUUUUCAAAAAUCAUCUUCAGAGUUAUAUUUGUUACUAAAUCAGGUUUUAAAUUUAUAGUCUGCUAUUAUUAACCUAGCUGUCAUUUUAAAAUUUAUAUUGGUUGUCUAUCGGUGCUUUUCAUCAAAUUUUCAUGAUAACUUCUAGAGUUAUUCCACUUUGUUACAAAUUGUUGUUAACUCCUUAAAGACUUUAAUUAUGUGUAUGUGUUGCCUAGAUCAUAACUGCUUAUAGAACUAGCUGAUGGUAUGCAUAUGUUUUGUUGCCUGGCAGACUAUAUGUUUGAAAUUGAUAUGGGUUGUCUAUCUAAUUGAAACAAUUAAUUAAUAAAGAAGCCCAAAGGUUUUCAACAUAUUUCAAUAAUCACCAACUAAAUCUAUUUAGAACUGCAAUUAUGGUCAUAUUGUUCUAAAAUUUAUGCCCUUCAUUUAAAGGAGGGAUCAUAUUUUCAGUUAUAACUGCAUCAAGAGUUCUUCCCUUAAUUAGUUAUACAAAAUAUUGAUAGGCGUUUCAAGGCUUUGAUCUGAUCUUUUUGAAAUUUUGAUGGGUUGUUAGCUAUUAUUUAUUUUAUCCCAAUAGGCCUAUAAUACAGCAUACAACCAUGAAAUCUUUGAAAUGUGGAUGCAAGUAUCAAAAUUGACACUAGAAUAGCCUACUCGAAAAUCCAAGAUGGCGGUCAUUAUCAAGAUGGUUAACUUUCAGGCAACGAAAUACCACUCCAUAUUGUACUAUUUAAUCCUUUAUAUAUAUUUUAAAUUUCAUUUAAAUCAGACAAAAUUUGAAGGCUCUAUAACAAAGUAAAAUAACAAAGAAGUUGCGGUCUGAUAUAGACCAAAUUUAACUUCCCCAAGAUCUUUUGAUCCUUAACAUAUAGGGAUGUCAAGUUUCAUCUAAAUCGGACCCAAAAAUGUGGCAAAAUUAGAGGGUCCACAACCUUCGUACAUAUUUCACAAAUAUUGGUACAAGGUAGGGAUAGCCAUAAUAUAAGUUGCGGUCUAAUUCGAUGUACACAAAAAUCGAACCUAUCCGAGAUAUGUGGGACAUAAACUUAUAGGCCUAUACAUGGGCACAUAAAAAUCAGUGGGUAUAAUUCUGUGAAAGAAAACCUGAAGGUUUCAACCAUCUUGGAAAUUUUUGCCAUUUUGAAAAUUCAAUCUCAGAGUGAUUUUCUUAAUAUAUGACCCAAACAGGACAACUUUGAAAAUUUUAGUGUUUGUAUCCUGAUUUGAACAACUGAUUUGAUAUCUGCAUCACUAUAACACACAUGCUAUAGAAUAUGCUGGUUUCUAUAUUAACAUUUCUUUGCUUUAAAAUAUAUUAUUAUAUAGGCAUAUUUCUUUUGUUUUGUUUUUUUGUACUGGAAUAAAGAUUUAAAAUCUA